AUGCUGGAGCUCUUGAAUGAGAUUAACGUGACGUUGACCGCGGAGUCGAAGAAGAAGCGAGAGGAAUACACCGCCGCGCUCACGGAGAAGAUGAAGAAUUUGGAGUUGGCCAAUGAGAUCUUAGUUCGAACGGCAGCAAAUCGUACCCGCAUCAGUACUGGCAAGACUUCGACAGAAAGGCAAAAGGCACAUACCGCUGCUCGAGUACACUUGGUAUCAACAGCUCGCAGUUCAACGACUUCACCAUGUUACACAACCAAGGUGUCAGGGUACUGGAAGAUGUACUUCCCGAGCGAGGUAGCUUCGACGAAGAAGUUCGGAAGAUCAUGGAGGCUCUUCAAUAAGUCGAAACCGAUGAGGACAUUGACAAGAUUAUCCGURGUCGAUCAAUCGAAUCGAAAAACCAUAUCAUACCUUGAUGGAACCGUGAGAGGGUAA
Ramularia collo-cygni is the source of this 438-nucleotide messenger RNA. RefSeq lists its product as uncharacterized. The transcript has a single exon. The record is from RefSeq and is a predicted model, not a curated record. Lineage: Eukaryota; Fungi; Ascomycota; Dothideomycetes; Mycosphaerellales; Mycosphaerellaceae. Bases 1 to 438 code for a protein of 145 amino acids.